ACACAUUUGUUUCUACUCUAUAUGAUGGCCAUCAUUGGGCAUAAAGUCCCCCCCACCCACCAAACCCCCACCGCCUCGCUCACACUUUAACACAAUAAUAUUUUGACCACAUGUGAACAAACACAUGAAAAUAGAAAAGAACAACAAAGAAAGGCAUUUGAAGAUAUUUUUGCUCUUCGUUCCUGCAAUUUAUUUUAACAAGGUUUUAGAAGUACAUAAGCACCAGUGCUUCUAUCCAUCAUAAAGGACCAAGUAUACUGAAUAAAAGGCCAACUACAACUUAGAGAACAUGGACCAAUUCCUUACUUCAUCCUACACGUUCAGAAUCUCUGCCGAGAUGGGCGAUGAAACAAAAAAUACAAUUCACCCUCUUCACAGAAGAUCUGAAAAAAGGAGCUAGAUCGCUUGAACUGAAUACACCAUUGGAAUUAGUUGACACCGAGAAUCUGAACAAAGGACUCAUCUCAUUAUUCAUCAAAGCUGCUGUCAAGUUACAACCAACCACAUACCAAAGACGAGAUGAAAUAUUUUCAUUAUUAUGCCCACAUCAGCUCUCUUACCAACACACAAAAAGUCCACAACUCAAGAGAAAAGAAAGAGCUACUAUACAAGUCAAGAUGACAAACAACUGCAGGGGAAAAGAACAAGUACAAUUUCAAAGCAUCUAGCUUCCAUAGUGAAACUAUUAGCCGUGGUGAAAAUGACCUCUAAACCUUACGCAGGUCAUUUUCAAAUUUUUUUCAAGUGGGUUUUAGCCUUAACUGCAUGUAAAAUCUAUGUACUGUCAUGCUACUUUAGCUGUUUUGUCAAAUAAACUGGGUAACUACUG
This is a messenger RNA of Cuscuta campestris, 829 nucleotides long. NCBI's taxonomy places the organism in Eukaryota, Viridiplantae, Streptophyta, Magnoliopsida, Solanales, Convolvulaceae. The record is from the annotation of a GenBank genome assembly.